Molecule: messenger RNA, 2664 nt
Organism: Camelina sativa (false flax)
Lineage: Eukaryota; Viridiplantae; Streptophyta; Magnoliopsida; Brassicales; Brassicaceae
Product: nonsense-mediated mRNA decay factor SMG7
Biological process (GO): nuclear-transcribed mRNA catabolic process, nonsense-mediated decay
Cellular component (GO): telomerase holoenzyme complex
Molecular function (GO): telomerase RNA binding; telomeric repeat DNA binding; protein binding
Source: RefSeq, a predicted model, not a curated record
UGACUAAUUUGAUGGAUGAUGACUUUGCAGAUGGAUAAAACUACUGCUUCCUCCUCAAGGGAGCGAGCCAAGUCCUUAUUUGAUAAGACUGUUGAGUUAGAAAACAAGCGUUGGAAGGCUGUUCAGGAUCGAAAUCCAUUUGACCCUAAUUUGUGGCAGCAAAUUCGUGAGAAUUACGAAGCAAUACUUUUUGAAGAUCAUGCCUUUUCCGAGCAGCACAACAUUGAAAUUAUACUGUGGCAGCUGCAUUACAAACGGAUUGAAAACUGUAGAGGACACAUCAAUGCUUUCUUGAAUUCUAGUAGCUCGAGCGCGGCAAACAAUGUUAAGGGUCCUUCUAGACUCGAUCAAAUUGCAAAACUGAAGCUGCAGUUCAGGACAUUACUUUCAGAAGCAACUGGGUUUUACCAUGAUUUGAUCUCAAAAAUUAGAUCCAAGUAUGGCCUUCCCUUGGGUUAUUUUUCUGAGGAUCAAGCGAGUCAAAACAUGGCUGAUAAAGAUGGAAAGAAGUUAGCAGAAGUUAAAAAAGGCUUGGUAUCUUGUCAUCGUUGCUUAAUAUACCUUGGUGAUCUGGCUCGGUAUAAAGGAUUGUAUGGGGAGGGGGAUUCCAAGAACAGAGAGUAUGCUGCUGCUUCAAGUUACUAUUUGCAAGCAGCUUCUCUAUGGCCAGGCAGUGGAAACCCCCAUCAUCAGCUUGCUAUCAUUGCUUCUUAUUCGUCGGAUGAGUUUGCAUUAACAUAUCGUUACUUCCGGAGUUUGGCUGUGGAGAGUCCUUUCCCAACUGCCCGUGAUAACUUGAUUGUUGCUUUUGAAAAGAAUCGUCAGACUUAUGCCCGAUUGUUUGUGGCUUCCAAAGACACAUCUAAGAAGCCGAUUGGUAAAGGAAGAGGUAAAGGAAGAGGUAAAGGUGAAGAUACUUCAUCGAAAGAUGCGAACUUGGUAGCUGGUCCUGAGAAGGAUAAAGUAACUAGUGCAAAUGACAUGCUGAAAGCAUUCUGCAUUAGAUUUGUUCGUCUCAACGGGAUUCUUUUUACCCGAACAAGCCUGGAGACGUUCUUAGAUGUGCUUACCUGUUCCACUACGGAGAACUUAAAACCUUUGAGUGGUUUGGAUUCAGCUUUUCAUGAAAAUCGAUUUCUGCAAGCUAGAGGUAAUGCGAGUAUUCAAGUGCCGGCAUCUAUUGGUUCCAACCUUUUGGGACUCCUUCAGGCGUCAACCCAGUCUCAGGCUUCGCAUUUGCAACAAGUUCAGACACAGGCAGUGAAUCCUCAGGCAGCCCAAUCAUUAGCUGCUGCACGACUUCAGCCAAUGCAAUCACAGGUCGCACAACUUCAACCACUGCCAUCACGGGUUGUGCACUUUCAACAAACUCAAGCUCCGCUUUCACAUGUUUCAUUGGUCCAGUCACAAUCUGCUUCUCUUGGUGGUGGUACCAAGUGGUUACCAGAAGAAGCUGCUUCUCUUGCUAGUAGCCAAUCUAGUUUUGCUCAGAUAGGUAAUGGUCAUGUGAUGAGAAAUGAGGUACAAGGAAAUCAUGGGGUUUCCUAUCACCCUGCACACUCAUUACCGGUCCACCAGUCGUACAAUGUCAAUGGUAUGGGUGGUAUGCCAUCUCAGUCACGAACUUCUGAAGCUGUGUUUCCACCCAAAAGUGAAACUGUUUCAUCAUCUGGAGUUAUUGCUGAUGGUCUGGGCGUCCAAUCUUCAAUAGCAAGAAAAAAUCCAAUCAGUAGAGCCUUUAGGCAUCUUGGCCCUCCGCCUGGGUUUAACACUGUCCCCUCUAAGCUGCAGAAGGAGCCAGUACCUGGUUCUGACUUGUCUGGCAACAAUCUAGCGGUUGAUGAUUACAGAUGGUUGGAUGGAUACGAAACUCAAUCUUCUCGAGGCGCUGGACUCAACAGUUCUUUGAAUUAUGCUUCUAAAUCGGAACAAAUGGGUACCAGCAAUGGAAUGAACGGGGCUGCUAAUUUCCCGUUCCCUGGGAAACAAAUUCCAACAUCACAGGUCCAAGCAGAUCUUCCUUAUUUUCAGAACCCUCAGAAAGACAGCUUUGUGAACCAAAAUCAUCAAUCAGCCCAACUCCCUGAGCAAUAUCAAGGACAGUCGACUUGGUCGAGUCGUCACUUUGUGUGAGAUCGGAAUGGAAGAGUAACACGGUUAGUGUUGUUCUGUUGAAGUCUCUAGUUGGAGUCUUUGUGGCCUUGGCUUCUUGUGGGGCACUUCCUACCUGACAGAUUCAGGACUCAGCUUAUGUUGGUGAAAGAGAUGUGGUUACAAGAAAGAAUGUAUGGUUCUGUGGAAAUGAUAGGAGUAAAGUGCCUUUCUCGUGCUACUUGAGGUGGAGAUGUUAGACCUUAUGAAUAAGAAAGGAAACGUACCUUGUGGCUCGCUCUCGAUAUCUGAAGCAGUUGAUGGCUGUUUUGCCCUGUUAGUCCUUUUUUUUUCUUUUGUCUUUCUUUUGGGUAUGAAUGUUGUUAGCUCUCCGUCCUCUUGCAGCUAUCUUUCUCUCUUGGAUUGUUUUGCUUUGCUUUUCCUGAACUUGGUUCUAUGUCUGUCUCAAACUUCUCUGUUUUGCUGUGUCAGUCUUAAGUGGAACCAUCAUCAUAAGGUGUGCGAGACCUUUGCAAUUGGUAAUGAAUAAAAAGGGACAUGUGUUGAAUGAAA